AGUUUCACUACAACUUUCAUAGAGUUAAAAGUUCAAAAAUAGAAAUUGUUUUAAAAACAUUUUAUAGUUUAUAUGAAAAAAUAAUAAUAUAUAAGAAUAGAAUUACAAAAAGUAAAAUAGUGCAACAAUUUUAAAUUUGUAAAAACUUAAGUUUUUGCAAACUGUUGUUUGUUGAAUUCCUAGAAAAUUUGUGUCAGUGUUAAAAUAAGAAAUACAUCAAACCAGACAAAUCUUUAAAUAACAUCUGCAGAAAAUAUCUUUAACAACAACUGACAGAAUAUUUGCUUUAUCAUGACUGGUUUAAGUUGUUUAACUUUUGUUCUAGUCGCAUUUUGUUGUUACACCAUGAGCAUGUCUAAACCCACCCGAAACGAGGCUGCUAAAAAGGUGGAAUUGCCUCACGAACAACAGCAGCAACAGCCACAUCAUCCACAGCUGCAGAGUGAAGCCACCUACGAAACACGACAAAAACGUUCACAGCUUGAUUUGGGUAACAUAGGUGGUGGUACUAACGGUUUUGGCAAUACUGAGUAUAAAGAUUUUAAUGAGUUCAUGGAAGAAUUAGGCGAUAAUGCUAUUAUGCCAGUGUCACAGGAAAUGGAUUUGGAAAAUAUGCCCCCACUAUUGUACUUUAUGUUGUUGCAGAAACUAAAGCAGUUACAAACUAAUGAACGUCAAUUACCCACAAGACGUACACCACGCCUGGGGCGCAGCAUUGAUUUUCAACUGUUUGAUGCAGGUGCUGCCACUACUACAGGACAUGACUUUGAUGGCGCUUUAAAUAUGGCCAACGAUUAUGCAGUCUCACGACAAUAUCUACCUCGUGUCAUGAAAAAGUCUGUACAAUUUAAGCCACGUUUAGGUAAAAGAACACAAGUAUGCGAUUAAAAUAACCAAAGGCAGCAGCAACAAACACCUCUUCUACUAUAUCGUAUUAAUCAUGACCAACAACUACAACAAUACUAUAACAAUUACUACUACUACUACCACUAUUAUAAUACGUAUACAUACUAAUACAUACUAUUGAUAUUUACUUCGCUAAAUGUACUUAUGCAAAAAAAUUUUACACUCGUAUUGGAAAAUGGACAUGGAAAAAAAGGAUAAACUGAACAACCAUGGAUGACAUCUACAUUUAUUUGCAUUUAAACUAAAAAAAAACAGUAAAGUAAAUAAAUGUAUAAUUUUAUUUUACUACUUAAUUUAUUUUUUCUAUAAAUACUCGUA
Lucilia cuprina (Australian sheep blowfly) is the source of this 1224-nucleotide messenger RNA. RefSeq names its product protein hugin (gene Hug). The transcript is spliced from 3 exons. NCBI's taxonomy places the organism in Eukaryota, Metazoa, Arthropoda, Insecta, Diptera, Calliphoridae. The coding region runs from base 292 to 888 and encodes 198 amino acids. The record is from RefSeq and is a predicted model, not a curated record.